AUGACAGCCAUGAAGCCGGAGCAGCAGCCCACCCCGGGGGCCAGGGCGAGCCAGGCUCAGUCGGCGGACCAGGAACUGGGAAGUAACAGCCCUCCACAGAGAAACUGGAAGGGAAUUGCUAUUGCCCUGCUGGUGAUUUUAGUUGUAUGCUCACUCAUCACUAUGUCAGUCAUCCUCUUAACCCCAGAUGAACUCACAAAUUCAUCAGAAACCAGAUUGUCUUUAGAAGACCUCUUCAGGAAAGAAUUUGUGCUCCAUGAUCCAGAAGCUCGAUGGAUCAAUGAUACAGAUGUGGUGUAUAAAAGCGAGAAUGGACAUGUCAUUAAACUGAAUAUAGAAACAAAUACUACUACAUUAUUAUUGGAAAACACAACUUUUGUAACCUUCAAAGCAUCAAGACAUUCAGUCUCACCAGAUUUAAAAUAUGUUCUUCUGGCAUAUGAUGUCAAACAGAUUUUUCAUUAUUCGUAUACUGCUUCAUAUGUGAUUUACAAUAUACACACUAGGGAAGUUUGGGAGUUAAAUCCUCCAGAAGUAGAGGACUCCAUCUUGCAGUAUGCGGCCUGGGGCGUCCAAGGGCAGCAGCUGAUUUAUAUUUUUGAAAAUAAUAUCUACUAUCAACCUGAUAUAAAGAGUAGUUCAUUGCGACUGACAUCUUCUGGAAAAGAAGGAAUUAUUUUUAAUGGAAUUGCUGACUGGUUAUAUGAAGAGGAACUUCUGCAUUCUCACAUCGCCCACUGGUGGUCACCAGAUGGAGAAAGGCUUGCCUUCCUGAUGAUAAAUGAUUCCUUGGUGCCUAACAUGGUUAUCCCCCGGUUUACUGGAGCUUUGUAUCCCAAAGGAAAGAAGUAUCCAUAUCCUAAGGCAGGUCAAGUGAACCCGACAAUCAAAUUAUAUGUUGUAAACCUAUAUGGACCAACUCAUACUUUGGAACUCAUGCCACCUGAUAACUUUAAAUCAAGAGAAUACUAUAUCACUAUGGUUAAAUGGGUAAGCAAUACCAAGACGGUGGUCAGAUGGUUAAAUCGACCUCAGAACAUCUCCAUCCUCACAGUCUGUGAGACCACUACUGGUGCUUGUAGUAGAAAAUAUGAGAUGACAUCAGAUACAUGGCUAUCUAAACAGAACGAGGAGCCCGUGUUUUCUAGAGAUGGCAGCAAAUUCUUUAUGACAGUUCCUGUUAAGCAAGGGGGCCGUGGAGAAUAUAACCACGUAGCUAUGUUCCUCGUCCAGAGUAAAAGUGAGCAAAUUACCGUGCGGCAUCUGACAUCAGGAAACUGGGAAGUGAUAAAGAUCCUGGCAUACGAUGAAAUGACGCAAAAAAUUUACUUUCUGAGCACCGAGUCGUCUCCCAGAGGGAGGCAGCUGUACAGUGCUUCUACUGAAGGAUUAUUGAAUCGUCAAUGCAUUUCAUGUAACUUUAUGAAAGAACAAUGUACAUAUUUUGGUGCCAGUUUUAGUCCCAUGAAUCAACAUUUCUUAUUACUCUGUAAAGGUCCAGGGGUUCCAGUGGUCAGCCUACAUGGCACGGACAACCCAGCAAAAUAUUUUAUAUUGGAAAGCAAUUCUAUGCUGAAGGAAGCUAUCCUGAAGAAGAAGAUAGUAAAGUCAGAAAUUAAAACGCUUCAUAUUGAUGACUAUGAACUUCCUUUACAGUUGUCCUUUCCCAAAGAUUUUACGGACCGAAACCAGUAUGCUCUUCUGUUAAUAAUGAAUGAAGAACCAGGAGGCCAGCUAGUUACAGAUAAGUUCCAUUUUGACUGGGAUUCAGUACUUGUUGACACGGGUAACGUCAUCACAGCACGUUUUGAUGGCAGAGGAAGUGGAUUCCAGGGCCUGAAAAUUUUGCAGGAGAUUCAUCGAAGGUUAGGCUCAGUGGAAAUAAAGGACCAAAUAGCAGCAGUGAAAUUUUUACUGAAACAGCCAUACAUUGACUCCAAAAGAUUAAGCAUUUUUGGAAAGGGGUAUGGUGGCUAUAUUGCAUCAAUGAUAUUAAAAUCAGAUGAAAACCUUUUUAAAUGUGGAUCAGUGAUUGCACCCAUUAUAGACUUGAAGUUGUAUGCCUCAGCUUUCUCUGAAAGAUAUCUUGGUAUGCCAUCUAAAGAAGAAAGCACAUACCAGGCUUCCAGUGUGCUACAUAAUAUUCAUGGCUUAAAAGAAGAAAAUAUAUUAAUAAUUCAUGGAACUGCUGACACAAAAGUUCAUUUCCAGCAUUCAGCAGAAUUAAUCAAACACCUAAUAAAAGCUGGAGUGAAUUAUACUAUGCAGGUCUACCCAGAUGAAGGCCAUGACGUGUCUGAGAAGAGCAAAUAUCAUCUCUACAGCACAGUCCUCAGAUUCUUCAGUGAUUGUUUAAAGGAAGAAAUACCCAUAUUACCACAGGAACCAGAAGAAGAUGAAUAA
Messenger RNA from Balaenoptera ricei (Rice's whale), 2403 nucleotides. It is a transcript of the gene DPP10, whose product is annotated as dipeptidyl peptidase like 10. The record is from RefSeq and is a predicted model, not a curated record. The transcript is spliced from 26 exons. Gene Ontology annotation, molecular function: serine-type peptidase activity; dipeptidyl-peptidase activity. Bases 1 to 2403 code for a protein of 800 amino acids. NCBI's taxonomy places the organism in Eukaryota, Metazoa, Chordata, Mammalia, Artiodactyla, Balaenopteridae. Gene Ontology annotation, biological process: proteolysis.